This is a messenger RNA of Nothoprocta perdicaria, 1145 nucleotides long. Its product is annotated as heparan sulfate glucosamine 3-O-sulfotransferase 4-like. Lineage: Eukaryota; Metazoa; Chordata; Aves; Tinamiformes; Tinamidae. Bases 1 to 1032 code for a protein of 343 amino acids. Gene Ontology annotation, molecular function: [heparan sulfate]-glucosamine 3-sulfotransferase activity. The record is from RefSeq and is a predicted model, not a curated record. The transcript is spliced from 3 exons.
AUGGUGCACAGUGAGCUCCACGGCCUCGCAGAGCAGAGGCUGGAGGAGACCGGGUGCUCCCUGCGGAGCGCUCUGGCAGGCCGGGAGGCGGCCGCGGGCGGGUGGCCGCGGGCGCCGCUGGCCCCCGGGGAGGCGAUCGCGGCGCCGAGCGGCGCCUUCGAGCGGGACCCGCAGGAGUCGAGCACCACGGACGAGGAGCUGAGCCGCGCGGGCGGCCGGAGCACCACGCCGGACUACGGCGAGAGGCGGCUGCCGCAAGCCCUUAUCAUCGGCGUCAAGAAGGGCGGCACGCGGGCACUACUGGARGCCAUCCGGGCGCACCCCGACGUGCGCGCCGUGGGCACCGAGCCCCACUUCUUCGACAGGAACUACGAGAAGGGGCUGCAGUGGUACAGGAGCGUCAUGCCCAAGACCCUGGAGGGGCAGAUCACCAUGGAGAAGACGCCCAGCUACUUUGUGACCAACGAGGCCCCCAAGCGCAUCCAUUCCAUGGCCAAGGACACCAAGCUCAUCGUGGUGGUGCGCAACCCAGUGACCAGGGCCAUCUCCGACUACACGCAGACGCUCUCCAAGAAGCCGGAGAUCCCCACCUUCGAGGUGCUCGCCUUCAAGAACCGGACCCUGGGGCUCAUCGACGCCUCCUGGAGCGCCAUCCGCAUUGGGAUCUAUGCCCUGCACCUGGAGAACUGGCUCCAGUACUUCCCCCUCUCCCAGAUCCUGUUUGUCAGUGGUGAGAGGCUCAUCACGGACCCGGCCGGGGAGAUGGCCAAGGUGCAGGACUUCCUGGGCCUCAAGAGGAUUGUGACAGAGAAGCACUUUUAUUUUAAUAAGACCAAGGGGUUCCCCUGCCUAAAGAAGCCGGAGGACAGCAGUGCGCCCCGGUGCUUGGGCAAGUCCAAGGGCCGAACUCACCCCAAAAUAGACCCCGAUGUCAUCCACAGACUGCGGAAGUUUUACAAACCCUUCAACGUCAUGUUCUACCAAAUGACCGGCCAGGAUUUCCAGUGGGAGCAGGAGGAAGGCGACCAGUAGAGCUGUGGCAGCAGGGAAGGCUCUUCCUGCUGCUCCAGGAGCCGCUGCCAGGGGCGCGGAGGAGCCGGGGCUGCCAGCUCCGCGUGCGAGACCGGGAUGCGGGCGGCCGUGGA